UUCAAAAUGGCUGCCCCGGCAAGGACACUGAUAAAUGCAGUUAGACCUCAUAUACCAUCAAUUAAGUUUCGAUACGGAGCAUCAAAUGGAGGUACUGUUUUGGCAGAUGCAUUACUAAAGCCCAGAGAAGCAACCAGUUCUUCCACAGCAGCAGCACCAGACAGUAAAUUAGUAGGCAGUACACUGAAAGGCUCUGGUAUAGAAUACAUUGAACUCCCCAGUCGUUACCACAGGAAACCAUUAACACAAGAAGAAAUGGAAUAUAUACAGAGAGGAGGGCCAGCAUAGUGGAGUAUUUACAUAAACAAUGACGUGCAUGAGUUAACACAGCAAUGAAUGAAUGAUAAACAAGUGUGGGAAUGGACAAGAAAAAGGAUUUUUCAAGGAUACAAUUCGAUAUGCUAUUUUGUAACAUAAUUACUUAUGUAAUAAAUGGAGAGUAAUUUUCUUUAUUAAUACAUUUUUGUACUUAGAGUUUGUCAAAAAAUAUUGGUGAGACAAAAUCUUAGGUAUGAGAUGGCCAUUUUAUUUAUAGUUUACUUCUUAUGGGUUUACAGGUACUUCUUUUAUUCAACCUCCUCCUCACCUCUCAGACAAAGUUAGGGAUACAUAGGAUUCAGAAAGUGAAUCAUGAACAGACAGUGUGUUGUCCACUGAAUUGGGUCUCUGUAGCCCCUGUUUUAUCUGAAGUACUGAAACUCAGCAUAAUGGAGGUUUCUAUUAUAUCUUAAUAACUGUUUUAUAUCUUGUAUUUUCUGGGUUAUAAGUCAAACCAGUAUAUAAGCCGAUUUUUACGAUUUGAUCCACGUAUAAGCUGUACCCUUUCUUACGAAGUGGUAACCGUUACGUUGACCAAAGUUCUUUGAUAUAACCGACAAUGGAGGGCAAUUUAUCAAAAUUAUCAGUGAAGCAUUUAGUAAAGUUUACAAAUGAAUAACCUUUAUUUUGUUGAUGUAUUUCAAAACAUGUCAAAUAGCAAAUAUCAAAAUAGCUUGGCAAGGGUUCCUUCACAGAUUGUCUACACACAGAUAAAGGGCCUGAUGUUAUGUGCAGUUUACUAAACAAUCUCUCCAUCGGUGUCAGUACUGUUAUGUAUUAAUUAAGGCCCUUGCAUGCUGACCAAAUUCUAAUAGUCCCAUAUUAUUUCUUCUACAUGAAGCCUUUUAUAUCAUAAACAAUCAUGGUGGUCGGUCUAGAAUUUGACCUAUAACCCAAUGAUCUAUCUAUCCCAGGAUGCAAAAUGCUGUUGUAAACUAUGGCUUCGAAGUAACCGAAAAAGUCCAGAAGAUAUUAUUGUUAUUCAUAUUUAAAGAUAUGAUUAAUUAAGUCCAUGAGAAUGUUUUUUAUAUUUCAAUCUUUAAAAUCAUCCUGCAUACAAAUAAUGGUUCUAAAGAAUCUGUUUCUGUCACAAACACGUGAUGGCCAGGUACUCAUAAAAAACUAGAUCUGUUUCGUAAUGGUAUGCUUCCUAUUUUUAUUUCUUUUCCAUCCUUUUAAUUUUCUACAGCUAAUAAUCCAGAAAAAUACAAUAUCUGGUUUUACAAGUACUGAAAUGGACUAUAACACAAAUUCCCAGCAGGAAUUUUGCCUGAUGAUUUGUAAGGCCACAUCAAAAUUCAUUUAAAUUGGUAUGGAGUGAGCAUGUUUUCCUUAGAAUUUCAGAGGACAACUCAACCACUUAUACAAUUUGGGUAUAUAUACUAUAUUACACAAGGUAAUUUUGCCAUGUUUUGUUUAAAAUAUUGAAUAGUGUUAGGUUGGGGAAUCAGUAAAGCUCAUACUUCAAAUCUGAUUGAGGUGUUUAUAUCUUCCUAUUAAACCAGAUGUGGAAGUCUAGAGAUGUUUGUAAGACUUUAAACUUACAUCCCAAUGGUGCCUUACAGAUCAGCAAGGUAUUGGUCACCUUUGUAAGAUUCUGCCUGGACCAUACUGGAAGUGGUGUUUCUACAUGUGUUAUGUGAUGGUUCAAAUAACAUUGAAUGCAUUUGCCGGUUUUUAUUAACUUAUGAAUAAACAAUUUUGUGUGA
Ylistrum balloti is the source of this 2027-nucleotide messenger RNA. Its product is annotated as alpha-ketoglutarate dehydrogenase component 4-like. Gene Ontology annotation, biological process: 2-oxoglutarate metabolic process. The record is from RefSeq and is a predicted model, not a curated record. Bases 7 to 288 code for a protein of 93 amino acids. Lineage: Eukaryota; Metazoa; Mollusca; Bivalvia; Pectinida; Pectinidae. The transcript has 4 exons.